Molecule: messenger RNA, 1440 nt
Organism: Mangifera indica (mango)
Lineage: Eukaryota; Viridiplantae; Streptophyta; Magnoliopsida; Sapindales; Anacardiaceae
Product: receptor homology region, transmembrane domain- and RING domain-containing protein 1
Molecular function (GO): catalytic activity
Source: RefSeq, a predicted model, not a curated record
AGAAAGUGAUAGGAAAAGAAUCAUGAUGACAGUAUUGUUUGGAUUUUCAAUUUAUGCAUGCGUCGUCGUUUCACUGUCCUCUGCUACUGUGCUUUGGAAACCCCUCUCCGUCUCCUUCCCGGCCCUUCCCGCCAAAUACGCUGUUGAUGUCGGUAGGUCUGGCUCAUGCGGAGCUCUUUACGUGGCAGAUCCACCGGAGGCUUGUUCUCCGAUUCGCAAUAUUUCGACAUUCGGUGAACCUAAAAAAGUGUGGUUCGCUUUAAUUGUCAGAGGUCAAUGUACAUUCGAGGAGAAGAUCCUAAACGUUCAAGAGGCGGGAUAUCGAGCUGCCAUUGUUUAUGAUGAUAGACCUAAGGCUGAUUUGCUUUACAUGAUGAUGAGACGUGAGGAAGUAAAGGUACAUGCUGUAUUCACCACUAAUCAAGUCGGUAAAUUUUUGAGGGAGCAUGCUGAUGGAAGAAGGGGUGAAUGUUGCAUUAUUAAGCCUUACAAUGGAGGGAUGUGGACGGUGCUGACCAUCCCCAUUUUAUCAAUUUCUGUGGUAGUAGCUUUCUUGAUUUUAGCCUAUUUAACUCCCGGGGGAUCGAUCUAUUGGCGAGGAAGACAGGAGCCUAAUCUUAAAACCAUAGAUUCACAGGUAGUGGAAACUCUUCCUUCUUUUGUGUUUGGUCCUGCUUCUGUGAGUUGCUGCCAUGGUGGAGAAACUUGUGCCAUCUGCCUUGAGGAUUAUGUAGAUGGGGAAGUAAUUAAAGUUCUACCCUGCCAACAUGAAUUUCAUUCAAACUGUGUUGGUUCAUGGCUGACUAAGUGGGGGACGUUCUGCCCAGUGUGCAAGCUUGAUAUGAGAACCCAAACUGCAGGUCCUGAGGUCAAGAUGCGACGAUGGCCAUAUAAUUCACAAACUGAUAUGAUAGUUGCCUACAUUGGCACUGGAGCAGAAGAAGAAGAAAUUGUGACUGUUGAUGUUCGUGCAGCUAAAGAUCUGCUUAACUCUGGCUACGUCUAUCUUGAUGUGAGGUACCUUUCAGACUGUGGAGAGUACAAGAAAGGUCAUCCGGCUGCAGCUAAAAUCUUCAACAUUCCUUACAUCAACACUCCAGAAGGUAGAGUUAAAAAUCCUUAUUUCUUGAAAGAGGUUACAUCCCUUUGCAAGGAGGAAGAUCUUUAUAUUGUGGGCUGUCAAAGUGGAGUCAGAUCUCUUUAUGCAACAGCUGAUCUUCUCAGCGCUGGAUUCAAGCAUGUGAGCAACAUGGGAGGAGGGUACUUGGCCUGGGCGCAGAAUGGGCUUAAGGUGAAGGUGGAAGAUGAAAAACCAGAAGAUCAGAAGCCAAGGGAAGCUGAGCUUUGAUUGAUUCAGGCAAAUUUCUGUAUAUAAUGCAACAUAAUUAAUGGCCAUUCCUCUCUUCAGUAUGAAAAUAUAUGCUGUGAUGAUUUGCUUUA